Cuculus canorus (common cuckoo) is the source of this 3572-nucleotide messenger RNA. RefSeq names its product KIAA0040 ortholog. The transcript has 2 exons. The record is from RefSeq and is a predicted model, not a curated record. The coding region runs from base 589 to 921 and encodes 110 amino acids. NCBI's taxonomy places the organism in Eukaryota, Metazoa, Chordata, Aves, Cuculiformes, Cuculidae.
GGAGAGAUGGGAUGGGAUGAGGUGAGAUGGGACAAAGAGAGACGGCAUGGGGUGAGCUGGGACGUGGUGAGCCACGAGCAUGGUGUAAAGCCCAGGGACCUCCACCACAUAGCAUAAACCCAAGGAAAAAUUUCCUGGCAUUAACAAACAGCAAAUCUUCAGGUUAAAAGGGUUUGGUACUUCCCGCAGCAUACAGACACCGCGGCAAAGGCUACCAGGCAGCACUCGGCACAAGCUGCAGCCUGCAAUGUGCAUUCCUGGGGUCUCCAGUCCCUCUGGCCCCAGCGCUAGGAUAAAGGUGGCAGGAAGGAGGGCAUCAAAGGCAGCAGGGGCUGGCAGGCAGCUUACCUCCAUCCCUCCACCUGGAUUCAAGCUGGCCAGAAAAAAAAUCAGGCAAACCAUUUUUCUAGUUGCAGCUUGCCCGACUGUCAACAUCACAACUCUGCGCAGAGACCACUCGGCACCGGAUGGGAAAGCAGUUGGGAUCCGGCACCAUCCAAAGGCGCUUCUGGAACCCACUAGCUGCUUACAGGAGCUGAACGUACCCCAGGAGGCCUUCAAGCAGAGGGAGCAGCACGGGCAGCCAACAUGGAGCAGAAGAUCAGCUCUUUCUUUAAUUCCAUCUUGGAGCUCAUCCGUACCAAGCAUCAGGAAGGUGUCUUCAACACCGUCUGUUUGGUGGUGCUGAUGGGUCUGCCCGUUGUCGUCCUCCUUGUGUUCAUUUUCAUCUGCUGCCACUGCUGCUUCUGCAGGCGGAGGGGAGAAAGCAGAAAGAAGGGUGGCACCAGCAGCAACGGGCAGCUGCGUGCCGAGAGGAACAAGAAGAAAAAGAAGAAGAAGAAGAAGGAUGAAGAGGACCUGUGGAUCUCUGCUCAGCCCAAGCUUCUUUUGCUGGACAAGAGGCCAUCCUUGCCCAUCUAGCAGAGAGGAGGGCGUUCAGGCCGUCCCCUCUGGGAUGCCACCAGUCCUUUCAGCACCGUGAAGGUUUAGGAGAUGCCAAAGCUGCUGCCACUUUACUGUGACUUCCAAAAGAGGCUGUGCCCAGCGGCUGACCAGCGUGUUGAAGGGCCAGCGGAGAGCAAAGCAGUGGGCACAGGUUUACGCAAGCCUCUUCUCUCCCACCGUGGAGUCGUGCCCCAGAGCCCCCGCAGACGGCAGGUGUGGGUACAGACAGGUGCCUCGCCGAGCACGCGGGGGUGACCUUCCCCUGGGCCACGCGUACCUCCUACCACGGGCACAAUGCACCCGCACCAGCCUGGCCCGCAGCGGCCGGGCGCCAGGGCACAGACAGGGCUGCGCAGGACCACGUGCACUCAGAGUCUGAGCUGCCCGUACGCUCCCCUGCGAACCGCAGACGCCUGCACGCACAGCGAGCGUGGGCACGCCUCAUUCGCUUGUCCUGCUGCGGAGAUGGUACAGUUUGACUGUCUGAGCUCCAUCCAAACCCAGCUGACGUUGAAGAUGCGGAGAAAGCUGAGCGCAGAGGUACCCCCGGCUCAAAGAUGUGCCAUCUCCCACCACCGAACCAAAGGCGGCUGAGAGCGUCUGUGGAUAGACACCCUCAGCCCAAGCUUAGAGAUCUCCAGACACCAUCUUUAAGGCAGCAAAGCAAAAGGUUGCAUCACCAUGCAGGCUAGAGGCAGGGAGGAGAGAGGAGGCUGCAACACUGCCCCUUUUGCACCAGCACUUACGAAAAACAUCUUCCUUGAAAGACUCCUUUAUACAGAUUUGCCUUUAGAGAGCCCAUCACGCUACUGCAAGAGCGGAAACGCAAGCUGAGGCUGUGUAAAGGUUUCGCUACGGGCAUUAGAGUUAUUUAUUGAAUGACUACUAAAGAAGAGCAGGACCAAAGGCCCCUCUGUCGCGGGGCUAGGGACACCGAAGCAGGAUUGAAGCAGCAGACACGCUUUCCUGGCACACUCGGCCGGCGCCUCUCCCUGCAGCCCCUGUGCGCACGCAGAGGGCUUCUGCACAGCUGGCCAGAUGUAGGAUGUGCUGUAGGAGCAGAGGGGAAUAAACUUCACCUCUACAGCUGUCCCUUACCCCGGCGUGCAUCCCUCGCCAUCCUUAUCCCCCUUGGACACGCGAGCGCCCGGCCAGGCGCAGCAGCCAAGGAGCCCCAGGAGCUCUUAGCCCCACUCUGGUUUUGCCCCUCUGUUGCCCCGAGCAGCUGGGGGUCCCCCCUGGGCCCCCUCUCUGCCCGGCUCUGGCUCCCCGGCUUGUUUCGCCAGUGAGGGACAUGUGUGUGUGAGCAGCAGCUCCACCACAUCUGGGUUUCGCCCUGCAUCUGUACACUGGAUGUUCUCCUCCUGCUUUCUUCCACUUCUCCAGGCGCUGGAGCGGAGCGGAGCCUCCAGCCCGAGCCGGGCAGCUGGAGAACAAGCAGCCAAACCCCAUGGCCGAGCUGGAUGGAACUGCCAGACACAACCGGCUUCCAGCCUGGGCGAGGGCGAUGCCACCUUCCCCCGGCUUUCGGCGAAAGCCACCCAGUCCCAGCGCAGCCAGUUUGGUCUGACUGGGACUGGGCAGCGAUGUGGGGUUUGGCUGCGCGGGGCUGUGCUGCUGACAGCCAGGCUCCUCCUCACCCACCCCUUUAGAUCCACCCCACGUGUGCCUUUUAUUUUCCAGCUUGCUUUGUUCCCACCGAAACAAGUGACUCCAGAGCAGGAAGCAACAUAUAAAUGCUAUAAAAAAAAUAGGAUUCACCACACCUGAUCAUAAAGAGAAACAUGCAGGAAUAGCUCUGGUCUGUCCUAAAGCCCCGGUCCAGCUGGAGAACCAGCUCUGCACUUGUAUUAUUCCUUCUCCUAUCCCUCCUUUCCCCCAUCCAGGUGCUUUUCCAGCCCUCCUGCCUCUGCCCUCGGCAGGUGGGCAAAGCCGCCCGUGCUGCCCACACAGGGGCUCCUGCAGGAACAGCCCCAGGGAAGGGUGCUGAUGCCUAAGGAAUCCAAAAGAAUCAGAGCAAAGGGAAAGAUGGUGGGAGGCCAGAGGCUUAUCCCAACAAGCAGAGCACAGCCAAGCUGGUGUGGAGCUGCUGGGCUUGGCAGCUCCCCGCAAGAAGGUCCUUCUCCAGAAGCAUCAGCGGGUAAUGUUUCAGGCAAAAGCAACCAAUUCCUACAAGAACCAGAGAGCCGUCAAGAGAAAUACCUGUAUUAGCUCACACCCCUCUCAGAUCCCGGCUUUUGGGGGUUCAGAGCCAGCUCUGAAUUUCAGGAGCUCCCCAAAAUCAUCUUUCACAGCACCCCUGGGCUGGGCAGGGAGGGACCAGGAUACAACCCUGCCCUGAGCUGCUGCACCCCAAAAAGCGCUGGAGCUGGCUUGCUCGAGGGCUGCUGCUUUAGCCAAACCACGCACUGAAUCAGCUGCUUCUUGGGGCAAAAGCAGCGGCAGUUUGAGGUGUUGUGGGACCUGUCACCCAUCAGCAGCAACCUGCAGCCCCCGCGCCAGCAGGGACAGAAACUGCUGCCCCGCUCCCUGCUCUCCAGUCACCUCAGCUCUGCUUCCCCACGACUUCACUUCAAUGUCAACAUUUUUUCCUCAGCAGUCCAUGCCGCAGGGAUGAAAAAAAAAAA